GUUUGACUCUGAUUCACUGAUUAGCCCUUCCUGAGUCUGAUGUGGAACAUGACAGAUGCUGACUUUAUAACUGAGGGAAUACAACCUGGCAACUGAUGAGAUAAGAAAAGGAGAAAAAGAAACAUUCAAAUUCAUCAAAUUUCCCAUGAUUUCUUUUCUUCAGAUCUGGAAACUAUAUUAAGGCAAAUGCUUUGGAAUCCAGAGACAAAGAAGCAAAGCUGGACAGAAGGGAAAACAUGAGCAUAGUUCAUGUUGCUUGGAAACAGAUGAGCUCAUAAGACUAUUGAACUGCACUUAAGUGUGGAAAAAAUACAUCAGGGAAACAACAGAGUGUUUGUAAAAGGACCACAAGCAACAUGUAUUUCUUUCUUACAACACAACACUUUUUUGCAAGAUAAAAGAAGUAGUGUUCCAGCUGUGCUUGAGUCCAGGAUUAUUGCUUUAGGGAGAACGUUGCUGCCACAGAAACCAGUGUAAUUUCUCUAAAUUACACAGACUGUGUAUGUAUGUAUGCACUGUGUGAGGGAAGCAUGCCUGUGUUCUUCCUGAGAGAAACUUAAUUGACUCUGCUCUAAAUUGUAAGUGCCAGAUGAAACACAAUUAGAAUUUUAUUUUGAAUGAAUAAUUAAACAAAAUAUAAUUCCAGUACAGUAUUUUACCAGAAUAUUACUAAGUAAUUUAAGGGGAUACAGCAUUAGGUUUUCAUUUAGUAAUUUAAAACGUGAAACUGUGUUUAGUUAACCCUUUUAUUUCAGAUAUAUGUUAUGACAAUCCCUUUGUAAUGUAUUUUAGUGUGACUACAUUUAGCAGUCAUAUUGCAAAAAUGUGCUAAACUUUAACAAAAAGAUUUUUAACGAAAGAUUGUAGCUCCCUUGAUAACACUACUUUAAAUAACUAUACUUUUACCUUUUGUAUGUACAGUUUCUAUUUAUUUAUUUCUCAGACUAACUGCAAAAUGAAUCAAGCAUUUCUGCUAAGUGUUGCUGCAUAUGUGGCACUAGCAGGGAUUUGUGUGUCACAAAAAAUGUCUGCACAAGGAAUAAGAGAAAACACCGGAGUCCAAAAACUGACUCUAAGACAUAGAUUAAGCAGACCACUUAUUCAGGGACUGCACUCCUCUCAAAGACAAUCUAAUGCAACCAGACUGCACAGUUUACAGCACAGAACUGUAAGUAAGUUAGGAGUGACACCUUCUGGGCAAAGACAACCUGUGAUACAACCGCUGUCUCAGGUAAGAAACAGCAACGUUAGAACAGUACAAAGCAAUGCAACUGCUAUGGUAAGACAUGACCAGGAUGAAAUGGUCAAGGAUGAAAGCACUCCUAUGGCUGUAGCUCGAUCUAGAGUGGUCCGUAUGCCAACCACUUCACGUUCUUCACCCAACAUUUUAGCCAGGUUUGCUGGGAAACAUCGACUUUGGGUUAUUUCGGCCCCUCAUGCUUCUGAUGGUUAUUAUCGUCUUAUGCUAAGUCUCCUGAAAGAUGAUGUGUACUGUGAGCUUGCUGAGCGGCACAUCCAGCAGUUAGUGAUAUUCCAUGAAGAAGGUGAAGUAGGAGGAAAAAUCAGAAAAAUUACUGAUGAGGGCAAAAUUGUGGAAGAACCCCUGGAUCCUAGUUUUGUCCCAAGAUUAAUGAGCUACUUAAAGCUGGAAAAGGGUAAAUUUGGCAUGGUCCUAUUGAAAAAGACUCUGCAGGUAGAAGAGAAGUAUCCUUAUCCAGUAAGACUUGAAGCUAUUUUUGAGGUUGUUGACCAAAGUCCAAUCAGAAGAAUAGAGAAAGUCAGACAAAAGGGUUUUGUGCAAAAAUGCAAAACGUAUGGGGUUGAGGGCCAAGUUAUUGAAGCUGGUCAUCAAGAAAAAACAGUGAAACAUACAGAAAGUCCAAAACCCACACAGAGUAAUGAAAAUAUUCUAGUCACUACAGGGAAAAAAGUAGAAGGAAGACCAGACAUUGCCCAAAUCAGGAAGGAAAUUAGGAAAAAGAUUAUGGCAAAGAAGCAAAUGCAAACAGCAGCUUCAAGAACUACAACAAAAACAACCUCAACUACUCUUCCUACAUCAACUAGUACAACAGUUCCUACCACUGUGCCUACAACAACCACAACUACUAGAACAACUACUCAAACUACAACCACAACAACUAGAGCACCAACAACAAAAACCACAACUACACAGAAAACGUGGGCAGCAAGAAUGCCUACAACAGGACAUUCAGGAGCUGACUUCUAUCCAACACCAGUGGUGCCUGAUGUAAUAAGGUCAACUGAGGUCUAUUACACUUUUACAAGAAGAGACAGGCAUCGUAACAGGCAGCAUGGCUCUGCAGGUCGAAACAGUGUUAGAACUUCAAGAUUUGGUAAAACAACAACUUUAAUGCCAACAGAAUCCUACACAGUCACAACUACAACCUUUCCUACCACUGCAUUCUAUGCAAGAUUAAGCACAGACAGAUACGGAGAUAAUCUCAUUGAUAGAAGAGACUACAGUCGAAGGAAUCCAAGUGUCUCACCAACUCAGCAUAAACCAACAAGGCCAAAAACAACAAAAAAGAAAACGGACAGAAUACUAACAAAUGAGUAUGAAGAUAAAUAUGAUGUGAACAGGCCCACUGCGACCAAUGUGGCAGAAGAGGAGACAGUGGCCAGUAUUCCACAGAAGAAGGGUAAGGAUCAGAAAAAGCAUGAGAAAGACAUCAAAAAGAAAAAGAAGAAUGACAAAGUGCCAAAAGGUGACAAACUUGCAAAGAAAAUAAAAAGUGAAAAUAAACUGAAAUUAGUUAAGGAGCCUAAGGCUGACCAUCGCAAUGUCAAGAAAAACAAGAAGACAUAUAAAAACGAGAAUGAUGAGAAACCACCAGAGAAUAAACCAUCUUUGUUCAGCUUUCUGGAUUACUUUACAAACAAGAGGCGACUAAUAUUGAUUACAACUCCAUCAGAAGAAAAUGAAAUGUAUGUACAGCAACGGGAUGAGUACCUGGAGGCGGUCUGUGAAAUGUCAUUAAGAAAAAUAUCAAUCAUCACAAUUUUUGGACCCUUUGGUAAUAGUACAAUGAAAGUGGACCAUUUUCAAGUAGACAAUGAGAAGCAUAUGAAGGUAUUAUCAGACGAUGAUCUGCUGAAUCAAGAUCUCAUCACUGAACUACGCAAGGAAUAUGGCAUGUCCUAUGAUGAUUUCUUCAUGAUCCUGACUGAUCUAGACUUAAGAGUCAAGCAAUACUAUGAGGUACCUAUCACAAUGAAAGCUGUGUUUGAAUACAUUGAUACCUUCUCAUCAAGAAUCAAAGAAAUGGAAAGACAGAAAAGGGAAGGGAUCUCCUGCAAAAAAGAAGAAAGACCUCGGUCACUUGAAAACUUCUUAUCCAGGUUUCGUUGGAGAAGGAGACUUUUGGUUAUCUCAGCACCAAAUGAUGAGGAGUGGGGCUACCAGCAUCAGAUUAGCGCUCUCAGUGGACAGGCAUGCAAUCUCGGACUUCGACAUGUUGCCAUUAUGAGAUUAGUAGGAGAUUCAGUUGAUAAUGGUGGAAUAUUGGAACUGUUUUCCAUAAAUGGAAGUGGCACAGUGGAGCGAGAAGAAAUACCAUAUUCCCUGAUACAUGACAUAAGGAACUACUUCCAGCUGAGCCGUGAAUAUUUCAUAAUGCUCCUUGUUGGGAAAGAUGGGAAUGUGAAGUCCUGGUAUCCGUCCCCUAUUGGGUCUAUGGCCAUUGUGUAUGAUUUAAUUGACUCCAUGCAACUCCGUCGUCAGGAAAUGGCUAUUCAGCAGUCUCUAAACAUGCGCUGUCCAGAAGAUGAGUAUGCUGGAUAUGCUUACCCUGCUUAUCAUCAUGGGUACCAGGACGACUACCAUCACCGAUCAGACUAUUACCAUGGGUACCACUACAAGAGAUGAUCUUUUGUUUAACAUGAACAGCAGUCAGAGUAAAUCACAUUACUCAUUGCUGCAUUAUGAGCCCUUUUUAUAAGCCAUGGAUUUUUCUAUUUUUUAUUUUUGAUCAUUUUAAACUGUAUAGCUAUUACUGUGCUUCCAAAAUUACCAUAUAUGUGUAUAUAUUUCAAGUAUUUAUUGGAUGACAAGAAACUGCACAACUAUAAAGGGAUCGUAACAGUAUUAUAGUUCAAAUCCAUUCCCAAGCAAGAAUCAGUGAGGUUGAAAAUUAGAGAACAAAACCUGUUUGCACUUUUUCAGUAUUAUUAUUAUCGUUAAUUAUAUUUUAGUCUUAGUUUUUUAUUGCAUACAUAUUUUGCAUGAGUUCCCUUUACUUCCUGUGUACCUGUUAUUUGUAUAAAAUGGCUUUCAAAGCUUGUAAACAGCGUAGCAAUGGAAUUAUGGCAGAAGCAGAGUGUAGUAGUCUGCUAUUACUGCAGAAGGUGCAGCGCAGGCUGCAUGCACUACAUAUUAUUAUUUUUCUGUAGGUAACAUUACUGCUGUUAUACUAAGGCAUACCUCUGACAGUAUUCCUGCUGCUGCCAGGGUGACUUUGACCAUUUCUCAUUUAUAUGUUGAUAAAGUUGUGAAGACCAAGUAUUCUGUUGUAUUAAAGAGAAAGUAUGUAUUUGUAUGCCCUACUUAGGGGGCAUGAAAACUAAAAAAACCCUUGAUGAGUGGUCUAAAUGCCCUAAAAUGUACAACAGAGGUCAGUCUUGGGGAAAUAAUGAGAAUGAUGAUAUUAAUCUUUAUAGCAAUAUCAAAAAUAUGCCAGAUUGUUUAAAAGUAACAUUCACGUAUCUCCAUUUCCAGGGCAUCAGUCGCCGAAAGACACAUAACUGAAAAACAAAUGUGUCUACAGUGCAGUCGUAAAAAGAAUUGUAUGACAAAUUAAAACUAGUUUUUCUGCCUCC
This is a messenger RNA of Protopterus annectens (West African lungfish), 4836 nucleotides long. RefSeq names its product coiled-coil domain containing 80 (gene CCDC80). The record is from RefSeq and is a predicted model, not a curated record. The transcript is spliced from 7 exons. Lineage: Eukaryota; Metazoa; Chordata; Ceratodontiformes; Protopteridae. Bases 914 to 3886 code for a protein of 990 amino acids.